ACAUCUACGCAACAUGAUAACACUGUAUUAUUCUAAUAUUCCAAUAAUAAUAAUAUAUCUUGUAUUCCAAGUUUAUUCCUUUUCAUGAUUCUACUAAGAUCCUUAUAUUCUUCGUCUCUCCGGAUCCCUCUAUGCUUUUUCAAAUCCCCUUAAUUAUUUAUUUAAUCUCUCGGUCCCCUCUUACCAAAUAUAUAUACGCCUCUACUUUUCUUUUUCAUCUCAUCAAACUAAAUAAAAACCAUGAUAAUCGACAAUACCGAAUCCCACAAAAUGCAGAAAUCUUUAGACUACAUCGAAUCUCUCGAAGAAGAACGUCGCAAGAUUCAAGUGUUCCAGCGCGAGCUCCCCCUCUGCCUUGAACUUGUUUCGCAAGCUAUUGAGAAAUGUAAGAAGGAGUUUUAUAGGCAGAGGCAAGAAUGCAGUGAGCAAACAUCAAGUGAAGGGCCAGUUUUAGAAGAAUUCAUGCCUAUAAAAAGAGCUUCUUCUUCUGAGGAAGAUGAACAAAACUCUAAGAAAGCUAAGAUAAUUUGUGUUACCGAAAGUAACCGCAGUGAAAAAUCUUCGAAAAAAUCGGACUGGCUUAGAUCUGUUCAGUUAUGGAAUCAGACCCCAGAUCCACCCUCCAACAAAGAGGAUGCCCCGAGAAAAGUGACGGUGGUUGAGGUGAAUAAAAAUGGCAAUGGGGGUGCUUUUCAUCCUUUUAAAAGAGAGGAGAAGAGGGUGGUGGUGGAGGCACCGCCGGCAGAUGGCGCCGCCAGCUCCACGGCGGAGACUGGUGGUAGUAGUGGUGGAUGUAAAGGUGAAGAAAAAGAUGAUUCGCAUAGAAAAGCUAGGAGAUGUUGGUCGCCUGAGUUGCAUAGGAGGUUCUUGCAAGCCCUGCAACAACUUGGUGGCGCUCAUGUGGCUACACCAAAGCAGAUUAGAGAAUUGAUGAAGGUUGAUGGGCUAACUAAUGAUGAAGUCAAGAGUCAUUUACAGAAAUAUCGUCUGCACACAAGAAGACCAAGCCCAUCAAGCAACAACGCACAAGCACCUCAGUUUGUGGUGGUGGGAGGAAUCUGGGUGCCACCGCCACCAGAAUACACAACCACCAAUGCGAAUUCCGGCGAAGCGGGUUCCAUUCGAUCUCCCCCUCCUAACGGAAUUUAUGCACCGAAAGCCACAUUGCCGAAUGCUGUUAGAGAAGAAGCAACAACAAAUAACCCAACGCAACAAAGUGAAACAAAUUAUUCUGAUAAAAAUGGCAGCUAUAGUAAAACUGCAAGUCGUUCUGAGUCACCCUCUACCUCAUCUUCUACACACACUACUACAGCUUCACCUGCAUAUUGAUCAUUAUAGAUUAGCAGCGGCAGUGUAAUUCGUUUGACAAUUUUUUGGGGAUUUUUAUCAUCGUUUUGACUUGAAAUAUUAGAGCACAAACUUCGGGAGUUUUAA
Messenger RNA from Daucus carota subsp. sativus, 1434 nucleotides. RefSeq names its product transcription factor HHO3. Gene Ontology annotation, biological process: regulation of DNA-templated transcription. The record is from RefSeq and is a predicted model, not a curated record. The transcript is spliced from 5 exons. Gene Ontology annotation, molecular function: DNA binding; DNA-binding transcription factor activity. NCBI's taxonomy places the organism in Eukaryota, Viridiplantae, Streptophyta, Magnoliopsida, Apiales, Apiaceae. The coding region runs from base 241 to 1329 and encodes 362 amino acids.